GGCUGCUCACUGGUAGCCCCGCCCACCGCCUGCCAAUCACUCUUAAAGGCCACGUCUCAGCUUUUUUCACAUCCAGUUUUACAGCAGAAACCUUUCAUCCCUGAAUGCGAGCGCAUUGCUGAGCAGAAGGUGAAUAAAGCAGACAGUAUGCUGCGGUGGAGAGUGUCGAAGCCCACCGUGCUGAGUCUGGUGUUAAUCCAGGCGGCUGCAGUGGUGCUUCUGUACGGAUGGUACAGCCGUCCACCGUCUCCAAACACGGCUGCGUCCGAGGGCAAGGUGCAUGUGCUGCUGCUGUCCUCAUGGAGAUCCGGCUCCUCGUUCCUGGGCCAGGUGUUCAACCAGCAUCCGGAUGUCUUUUACCUGAUGGAGCCCGGCUGGCACGUGUGGACGUCUAUCCAGAAGGCCGGCGCACGCAGUAUGCGGAUGGCGGUGCGCGAUAUGAUUCGCAGCAUCUUUCAAUGUGACAUGUCGGUGAUGGACGCUUACAUGCCCCAGCCGCGCAACGUCUCCAACCUCUUCAUGUGGAGCCACAGCCGCGCGCUCUGCUCUCCACCCGCUUGUUUUCUCACGGCGCGCGACGAGAUUAGCAAAGAGCAAGACUGCAAGCUGCACUGUGACACGCAAGGUUUGAAGCUCGCCGAGGCGGCGUGUCGGACUUACAGCCAUGUGGUGCUAAAAGAGGUGCGUUUCUUCGAGUUGGAGUCACUGUAUCCACUAUUGCGCGACCCGAGUUUGGAUCUGCGCAUCAUCCAUCUGGUUCGUGAUCCUCGAGCGGUACUUCGUUCCCGCGAGCAGUCGGUCAAAGCCCUGCUCAAAGACAGUGCUAUAGUCCUGGAGCAGGCUAAUGUCCCGGAAAAGGAUAAAUCUUAUCAGGUCCUGCAGGAGAUUUGUCGCAGCCAUGUGCGAAUUUAUGAAACCGCCAUGUUAAAGCCACCUGAUUUCCUAAGGGGGCGCUAUAAGAUGGUCCGUUAUGAGGAUCUAGUGCGCAACACGCUGUCUGAGAUCGAAGCCAUGUAUGAGUUUGUGGGUUUGGAGCUGACCGAAGAGUUGCAGGAGUGGAUCUACCGCAUCACACAUGGGAAGGGCAAGGGAACGAGGAAGGAGGCCUUCAAGAUCACCUCGCGAAACGCUGAGGACGUCUCCCUGGCUUGGCGAACCACCUUACCGUUUGAGAAGGUCCAGCGCAUCCAGAAGGUCUGCAAAGGAGCCAUGACUCUGCUGGGAUAUAAGACUGUGGACAGUGAGAAAGAGCAGAAGCUGCUGAAUUUAGACGUGAUGGCCCCGCGAGAGCGCUAUCAGUUCAGCUGGCUACCCUCGAAAAGCACAACCGCGAAAGUAUCGAAAACAUAAGAACUGUGGCAUUUGCCCUUCGGAUUUGUUCUCGUUCGCUUCAUACAAAAGGACAAUCGAACUUGAGUGUGCCAUUGAGCUGCAGAGAACAGGACACUAGAGCAAUAAAGCGCUGUUCUCUUCCUUUGCACAGCUUUUAACACUG
This is a messenger RNA of Carassius gibelio (silver crucian carp), 1495 nucleotides long. Its product is annotated as carbohydrate sulfotransferase 6. Gene Ontology annotation, molecular function: N-acetylglucosamine 6-O-sulfotransferase activity. NCBI's taxonomy places the organism in Eukaryota, Metazoa, Chordata, Actinopteri, Cypriniformes, Cyprinidae. The record is from RefSeq and is a predicted model, not a curated record. Gene Ontology annotation, biological process: sulfur compound metabolic process; N-acetylglucosamine metabolic process; carbohydrate metabolic process. The transcript is spliced from 2 exons. Bases 148 to 1350 code for a protein of 400 amino acids. Gene Ontology annotation, cellular component: Golgi membrane.